Molecule: messenger RNA, 1878 nt
Organism: Opisthorchis viverrini
Lineage: Eukaryota; Metazoa; Platyhelminthes; Trematoda; Opisthorchiida; Opisthorchiidae
Exons: 7
Biological process (GO): pseudouridine synthesis
Molecular function (GO): pseudouridine synthase activity; RNA binding
Source: RefSeq, a predicted model, not a curated record
GUCGCAAGUAUUGUGACUGAACUGAGUGUCCCCUCACUCUCUUCCGGGUUCCGGCUGCGCACCUCUGGUGAUGCAGAAGCCGCUGCAGCUGGAUAUACUAAGGUCGCAAGUAUUGUGACUGAACUGAGUGUCCCCUCACUCUCUUCCGGGUUCCGGCUGCGCACCUCUGGUGAUGCAGAAGCCGCUGCAGCUGGAUAUGCUGGGGUGGGUAUUGUAUUGAGUGAACGAGUGGAAACUUCUCUGCCUGAUUGGAUACCCAUUGGUGGUCGCCUCUGUGCGGUUCGUUUAGCAACGUCUGUGAGAAAAUCUGGAGGAAGUGAGAUUCAUAGCAUCUUGUUUAUUGUGUCUGCUUACGCCGCAACUGACUGUAGCUCUGAAUCUGCCAAGGACAGUUUCAAUGACGCUCCAGAUGUCCUUCUACAGCAGGCUAAAAGCUCGUACAUCAUUGUGGUCGCUGGUGAUAUGAACGCCCAGAUGGUAUUCGGUGUUCAAAUUGUUGCUGGUGAGAGUCUUGUCGAUUUGGAGUACGCAGAUGAAAUCGCCCUCAUCUUUGAAGACCAAAGCAAAGCACACACCUUGUUGAACAAACUGACCGCCAUUAUGCCAUCUUUUGGCAUGCGCCUUGCACCUUCAAAGUGCAAAGCCGUGCUUCAGAACGUACCGUCUGCAAACAUAUCCCCUACAAUUCAAGGAGAAUCACUGGCAAUUGUUGAAAACUUUACAUGCCUCGGUAGUUGUAUUAGCUCUGAUGGAAGUGUGUCUGAUGAAUGUUAUUUGGACAAAAACGAUGUGGGUUCCGCUUCACCGUAUGUUGUCCCAGCGCAGUUGAUUCCGAACAUGCAGCUCCAAGGUCGUUUUCAAACAAUUUCCAUCUGUUUGUUGAAGCUCUACAUUUUCUGUAUGUGGAAUCUGCUCAUGUUCUACGAAGUUUGUAUCAAAAGACGGGAGCGGUGGAUUGGUUUGAAGGAUUUAAAGAUUGUGUAUGAGGGAGACGGUCUAGUCGUUGUUGACAAACACCCGGACCUGCUUAUUAACCAUCAAUGGCCCUGGGCGUAUUGUCUUUCCCUCCAGAUGCAGCUGUUCUUCAGUCGACUUUCCCGAGUCAGUUGGAAGUUAGGGAAUAUGUUCUACUUCGUUCAUCGGUUGGACUACGCAACAAGUGGACUGAUAUGCGUAGCAUAUGAUCAACAAACUGCUCGACUUCUGGGCAAAGCAUUCAGCUUAAAAGCUGUCGGCAAACAGUACUUGGCCCUUGUCUGGGGACAUGUGGGGCAGGACAGGCCAGUUUACAAUCCGACGUAUGUUACCACCGUUCGCCCCGAGGUCUAUCACAUCCACGUUCCGUUGGGUGAGAUUGAAUAUCGCUGGAAAUCUGGAAGAAAACAGACACUGACAACCACAACAGACCAGUUUGGAUGCCAGAACCUUCGAGAAUCUUCAACCAUCGCUGUGGUUCUGGAACACGGCCGUCUGUUCGAUCUGCCCGCGAGUCGUUUGUUGCUGAUACCUCACACUGGAAGACAUCAUCAGUUACGUGUACACUGUGCCUCAGUCCUAGGACAUCCAAUAGCCGGAGAUUUGAUCUACACAGAAUGGCCAUCCACCACCGAGGAUCGUUCACUUUUGCAAUCAGCAAAUCACCGACUUCCUCGAAUGAUGUUACAUGCUUACAAUUUGAAAUUUGAUCUGUCCAAUAUAUCGAGAAAAGCUACUUCAGGUAGACUACCUUUAUCGGGACCUACAACUCCCGGUGUUUUGAAUGUGUAUUCCAGUUCACAAAACCCCUUCAACGACAGUAAUAUCUUUUGGAAGGUUGAGAGGAAACUUUCUACUCUUGACCAAUGGUGGGAUGUAUAUAAUUAUUAAGUUGCAGAGGAU